AGAGGACCGGCUCUUGGGACGAUGACAGCAGCCACACAGGUCUCCUGUUGUCACCAGGGAGAAGCAUGUCUUCAGAUGAGUGGUCAGCAGCCGAGGACGAAGGCCAGUUGUCCAGACUCCUCAGGAAAUCAAGAGACGCCCCCUUCGUCCCCGCGGGAGUGGCAGGCUUCGUGGCUGUGCUGUCCUACGGUCUUUACAGGCUAAAAUCCAGAGGAGGUCAGAAGAUGUCCCUCCAUCUCAUCCACGCGCGGGUCGCUGCCCAAGGGUGUGCUGUGGGAGCGGUGACUCUAGGUGUCCUGUACUCUAUGUAUAAAGACUACAUUAGACCUCGGUUCUUCAGCGCACCCAAAAAGUAAAGCCGGAAGCUGGAGGCCAGGAAGACCAGCUCCUGGUGAGUGCUGGCCACCAGGAAAAGGAAGUCUCACCACUGCAGAAGCGUCACUCGCACAGUCC
Acomys russatus (golden spiny mouse) is the source of this 453-nucleotide messenger RNA. It is a transcript of the gene Higd1c, whose product is annotated as HIG1 hypoxia inducible domain family member 1C. Bases 66 to 356 code for a protein of 96 amino acids. Gene Ontology annotation, cellular component: mitochondrion. Gene Ontology annotation, biological process: mitochondrial respirasome assembly. NCBI's taxonomy places the organism in Eukaryota, Metazoa, Chordata, Mammalia, Rodentia, Muridae. The transcript has 3 exons. The record is from RefSeq and is a predicted model, not a curated record.